Empidonax traillii (willow flycatcher) is the source of this 2856-nucleotide messenger RNA. RefSeq names its product tRNA-yW synthesizing protein 5 (gene TYW5). The transcript is spliced from 8 exons. Gene Ontology annotation, biological process: wybutosine biosynthetic process. The coding region runs from base 203 to 1048 and encodes 281 amino acids. NCBI's taxonomy places the organism in Eukaryota, Metazoa, Chordata, Aves, Passeriformes, Tyrannidae. Gene Ontology annotation, molecular function: 2-oxoglutarate-dependent dioxygenase activity; tRNA binding. The record is from RefSeq and is a predicted model, not a curated record.
CAGGAGCUGUCCGGUGACUCCCUACGGGCACAGCUGGUGCAGGCAAACCGCAGGGUUUGGGUUUCUGUGCUCCCGGAGAGGUGCCGUGAUCCAGCGAGUUGAGUGGGAGCUUAGGAGCAAGGAGCUUCUUUAGGCAAAUCCUGUUGGAGCUGCUGGCAAGCUCCGACGGCUAAUAGCUAGAAAGCCAGUGGUUCUCACAGGAAUGGAACUGGGCCCUUGCACAACCAAAUGGACAGUAGAUUACUUGAGCCAAGCUGAAGGAUCUAAAGAAGUAAAGAUUCAUGUUUCCACAGUGCCACAGAUGGAUUUCCUCAGUAAGAACUUUGUGUAUAGAACUCUGCCUUUUGAUGUAUUUGUACGAAGAGCAGCUGAAGUCAACCACCAGGAGUACUUUCUUUCUCAGGAUGAAAAGUACUAUUUGCGAUCAGUGGGUGAAGAUGCUCGGAAGGAUAUUGCAGAUAUCAGGAAGCAGUUUCCUGUUUUGGCAAAAGACAUUCAAAUUCCAGAAUAUUUUGAGAAAGAGCAGUUCUUCUCUAGUGUCUUCCGCAUCAGCUCAGCUGGAUUACAGUUAUGGACACACUAUGAUGUAAUGGAUAACUUCUUAAUCCAAGUCACAGGAAAAAAACGAGUUGUUUUGUACAGUCCUCGAGAUGCACCGUAUUUAUAUUUAUCAGGUACUAAAUCAGAGGUGCUGGAUGUGGACAACCCAGACAUGGAAAAAUAUCCCCUUUUUUUGAAAGCCAAGCGCUAUCAAUGUUUUCUGGAAGCGGGAGAUGUGUUAUUUAUUCCAGCUUUGUGGUUCCACAAUGUAAUUUCUGAGGAAUUUGGAGUGGCACUGAAUGUCUUUUGGAAGCACCUUCCUGCUGAAUCCUAUGAUAAGACAGACACUUACGGAAAUAAAGAUCCCAUGGCAGCCUCUAGAGCUAUACAGAUCUUGGACAGGGCCUUGAAAACACUUGAAGAACUACCUGAGGAAUACAGGGAUUUUUACGCUCGGAGAAUGGUGUUACGCAUCCAAGAGAAAGCCUAUAGGAAUGAUUACGGAUGAAAUAACACACUGUAAUUCAGCAAGCUUUUGUGCAAGUAGAAAAUUGUAUGUCAAUAUGGAAACAGUCUGUGUGUACAUACAUUUUGAGACCAAUAAAAACUGUUGGUAAAUAUUCAUCUAAAACAAAGUUGAUCUUGUAACUUUUUUUUCUUGUUUUUUUUUCAUGUGUAGUGAGUACAGAGUUUGCUUGAUCUGACAGUGGUCUGUUUUCUACACUGAGAUACAAUGUGGUGCAGUGCCUGCAUUUAUAACUGUACUGUUUGGGAAUGUUGUACUUAAAUUUUUCUGAACCAAAGUUCUGGUGUCUGGGCUGACAGCGUGUAUGCUUACAACUAACUGCAUGUCUUUUUGAGUGUGACCUCAUUAAAGUUUAGGAAAGCCAUAGCGGUUUCUGAGCAGAUCCAGGAAAGCCAUUGUCGGUGGCUGUAAUGGUCAAGGUUUGUUUUUGAGUAAUAACCGGAGAAUAAGUGCAGGGGAGUUUCUUCUCCCCCUCGCAGUGAGACUCACAGUGGGUAUGGGAAAAAAAGUGCAAAAGCUAAUCAUGCCAUUUAAGCUUAGAAUUGUGCAACAGCUUGACUGCAAAGUAAAUGACUUACCCAUUACCUGCAUAAUGUUUUGUGGAGAAAACCUUGUUUGUCACUGCCCCAGUGCAGUCAGGCAGCAUUGCUGUUUCUGCAGCUGUGAAACACUGCAACUAAUGUGCCCAUAAAUCCAUUCAGCUCCAGUCCUAGAAAAUGCAAUGAAGUUCAUAGUUCUGGAGUAGACAGAGAAUCUGUAUUUGAGGUGCUCUUUGUUACCAUAUGAGAGGGGGCAUUGCAUCUUUUGGGAUGGAGCCUGUUGUUUAGGCACUGUAGGUUACUUUUCCAGAUUGCAGUGCUUACAAAAGCCUUGUAAAAUAAAGGUAGGGAUCUCACAAGAAGGAUGGGUUUGUCAUUGUCCUUUUCAAAUCCCUCUAAUAUUAUUACUUGUGCUAUUUGGGGAAUGCAGCAUUUCUGUGACUUAGUCUGUUACUUCUAGCAAUGUUUUUUGAGAACUAAAACUUGUCAAGAGCCCUUAGACUAAAUAGAUAUGUAGUGUUAAUAAAGUGCUGGAAAAAACAAGCUUUCUCCAGAAGAGCAGGAGCUUGAACACUGUGCAGAUUAUUCUUCUAAACCUGUUCUUCUUGGCAAUUCAACACAGUGAAAAUAGUCUGGUACCAUGUGAAUGGGCACCCGGCCACCUCAAUGAAUAAGCAUGAAUGGAACCAGCCAAGCGAUUCUGAUGGGCAUCAUUGUACGUUCUGAGGGUAGAAUUUAAAUUUGGGAUCACAAAUAGGUCUCCCCAAAUUUUUGUUCAAAAAGGAACAAGGAUUGCUUGUGCACGCUGCUGAGACAGACUGUUAGGCUGGGGUAACCUCUUGGCUUUGUCAGACCGGUAAUGUCGAGGGCCCCAUCUGAAUUGCAGAGGUGAACAGAGCAUAUUCUUUGUGUGUCAGGACUAAAUGGAGAGGCUCAGAGAGCCUGCAGGGCUAGACAAAGCUGUGUUCCAGCAUUGUGCCUGCACAGCCAUCUCUUUUAACUGUAACUGCCUCAAUGUACUGGUACAGAGAAGUCCUGUGCUGAUCCUGCAUUCUGCCAUUUCUUGAUUCUCCAGUCAAAAAAGGGACAUGAUAGCCUGGUGUUCUCAGGCCCCCUCAACACUCAGUAGUGAAUAAGGAAAGCUUUGUGGAGCAGCAAGUGGUGUAUAAGCGACCUUCUGCUGCCUCUCUUGUGGGAAGUGCCUGCUGUGCUUCAGAGAGAGGGUAGGAGGGCUUGGGGCUCUUGGGGACA